GACUCGAUUCCAUCCUCGUCGUUCACUCUAGUUGGUGCUGCCAUCUGUUAGAUCCCGAUAGAUUGAAUUUCUUGAAUUAACAAUUUCACGCAUGUUAUUUCCAAUAACAACGUCGUAAUUCAAAGGAACGAUACGACACGUUUUCAACAAAUCUUUCCAAAAUUUAAUCAAUUUGUUGCGUGAUCGUGUCUUCUCUAUUUUUCUUGUUUCUUUUUAUUUCGAAACGUUAUACCACGAGACGAGAUCGCAUUAAAGUUUCUCCAUAUUAUUUCUCAUUAAAUCGUCAAAUCGUCAAUUCAUCAAUUAUUUUUAACUGAACAUUUGUUGCAAGCUACGAAACUACCGAUAUUUUUUUAAUUCUUUUCUUAGUAAUAUAUGUAAUAAUAAAUCGUAUUAAGAACACAUCUCGUCUGUGGCAGUAACUUGAUGUAUUAUUGAUCAACGCAAUACCACAGACGAGAAAAGCGUUGUAAUGCACUCUGUACUAUAUUUUACAAUCUGCUGCUCCAUCGAUGUCAAGUGUCAACCUGAAGCGAAUCCAACAGUUUGUUAAUCGUUGAUAAAUAGCGUUUUUCAAGUUACUUGGAAUAACAGUACUUUGGAAAAUGUACAACGUUGAAAUUGAAGACUUUUAUCAUCAUGACUUCACGACAGCUUCUGAAUGGGAAAUGUUCAUCGCAAGAUUAGAAGAGAUUAUGCACGAAUGGAAAUUGCCAAACACAAAAGUUGGUUCUUGCUUAAAGUCUGGAGAUUUUGUCAACUGCACGUGGAAAGAAAAUUCCGAAAAGCUUCUUUUUGCAGACGCAGAGUUUACAUUGAAGCAUUUCAAGUUGAAAUUGGACGAUGAUAAAGUUACCGACAAUCUUUUAGAAGAAAGUGAAGAAGAAAAAGUACAGUGUCAUAAGGAUGCGCUAAAUGCGUCGAACGACUUCGCUAGAAUCGAUGGCAAUCAUUUAGAAAUAGCCCGCUACUACGGUAUUAGGGAAUUUCUUGUUUUACAGUCCGUUAAAAAGGAUUCUGUGAUGGAUGAGACAAAAAUUAGAAUUUUACUCAGUUCUCUUGCAAUUGCGGCAACUAAUGCCAGUUGUGAUGUACCUGCGUUAGUACAAGUGCAAGAACCGUGGCAGAAAAUGUAUCUUGGAAUUAGCAUUGGGAAAGGAAUUUGUACCCACUUUGAUAUGGUACACUUGAAGAAAGUACCCUUGCACUGCAAGUAUCUAACUGGUCUACUUACUUUGUUUAAACAAAAAGUUGGAGAAGGUUGUGGAGCAAGACUCGAUCCAGUGAUGAUAUCUGUAAGGUUUUCAUACUUGCUGAAAGAUUGGACCAAUAGUACGUGGACUCAAGAACCUCCAGACUUUGAUUUUAUGCAGGGUGAAACAUUGGGUGUAGCUGAACUUGGAAAACUUCCAUUUGGAGCAACAUACGAUCCGAUUGCAGAGCUUCAUUUAUGUACUACGUGGCCUGAAAUGUCGGAGAACGUCGUGGUUGAUAGCGAAGGUUUCACAGAUUUAGAGCCACAGUUUGCCCCUGAAUGGUCUGUGCAAGUAAAAAUGGUUUCCUCGCCAGCCUGUUUACUCGGAGAGUAUCUAACUGAUUUUUUACAUCUCUGUAAUAACCAAAAAACUAUAGUGGACUUACUGGGAGAUGCUGUGAUUUAUUCUCAACAAGAAGAUCAAACAUUGAGUUCAGUUUUCAACAUAUUAACAGAAUCUAAGAUACCGACAAUUUCAACAGUAGUUAGUAAAGCAACAACAAAGAAGAUUAAAAAUGUAGAAGGGCCGAUAUCGGAGGAAAUAUUAUUGUCGAUACUCUAUUUUCUUUUCCCUGAUGCAGAAGAAAAUUCUAAUACUCCGUAUGGUGACUUGACCGUAUAUAAUAUAGACGAAGACCAAUGGAAAGGUGUAAAAACGUGUGCAAUGGACAGUUUAGUGUGGCGUCUGGCAAUCGUUGCAGCUCAUUGUACACAUAAUCUCGGAGGAGCAACAGCUUUGGCACAACUAUGGUACGAGUUUGUGCAAGAAAUUAGAUUUCGAUGGGAAAGGAGCAUUCUUAUAUCUGGAGUGAGCCCAGGUUUUCCAGAUUCUAUAAGGACAUGUAUAUUACAUCAAAAACUUCAGAUGAUGAACUGUUGUAUCGAAAAAAAGAAGGCAAGAGAAGAAAUGGCGUAUAAAUCUCAAAGUGUAGACACUGACGAAUUUGAAACAGGUAAAGAAUCAGAAGAAGAAGAAUUUUUCGAAUGUACAUCUGAGGAACCAGCAAAUGAAGACGAUUUGACAUUAAGGACACAGCAGAAAGCAUCGCAUCUGUUGUGGAACAAACCUGCAGGACGAUUGGCCAAACAUCCUUCACUCAAGUUAAUCCAAACUGGAGAUUCUCUUUAUCUACCGAUAACACAAGAUCCUGUACCAAAAACGGAGGAUCAACUUGAGGAAGAUGCUCAAGUAAUGAUGCAGCUUGGAACUAGCAAACAUGCUUCAGAAAUGCGAGCGAGAUUAAUGAGCGCCUCGUUAUUGUCUGACAUGGAGUCUUUCAAGGCAGCAAAUCCUGGAGCAGUUUUGGAAGACUUUAUUCGUUGGUAUUCCCCGAGAGAUUGGAUUGAAGAAGAUGGAAUAGACGAAUGGGGUCAACCCAAAGGUCACUUAUCAGCAAGAAUGUUGAUUCCCAAUAAUCCAUGGUCUACAACUUGGAAUUCAGCUCUGCCUGUACCUGCGCAUCGACAAAAACGGUUGUUUGACGAUACAAGAGAGGCUGAGAAAGCUCUGCAUUUCUUAAGUACAAAGCGCACUGGCCAAAUUGCUCAACUUCUCUUACCAGUCUUAACCCAUGCAGCACUUUAUACUUUAAACGAACAAAAACAAGAUGCUCUGCCACAUUUACCCGAUGUUGCACUUAGUAUACUUAAUAAGUUACAAUAUGCUACAAAACCUAUUCAUCAGAAAUUACAUAUAUACGAGGAAAUUAUUCAAGAUAUAGAAGGUGUAGAAGCUCUUGUAGCACAAGUAAAUUCUUUACAACAUAAAUUAGGUGGAAACGAUGAUUCUAAAGAAUUUACUUCAUUUCUUAUCCAGUUAAUGCGAGGAAAAGAGGUGGAUGUACCAGGUGGUUCUAGAGGAAAUAUCGGAUCUCGAAUAACGGCAAUGUUUAGAAAUGCUCAAAAGGCUGCUCUUGCAAUGACUUCUCUCAAUAAUACUUCAGAUGUAGAUGGGGCUGGAGAUAAGUUUAAAACGUUUCCAGAACCUUGUUGUAAAGAGUUUAUUUUACGUAUUGUAACACCUAGACCUUCGCCAACUUCAACUCCACAACCGCAAAGGCUGUACGUGUCUCUUAAGCGAGAUGAUAUUCGUUUAGCUGGAUUUUUCUCGAAAGAUACAAUAUUUUUGUAGUCCACGUUUCAACAAAGCUUUUCAUUUUUUCAACGAAGAGUAAACUGGUUAGUAUUAAAAUAAAUUUUUUAUACGUUAAUCCGUGCCUAUUCCGAUUCUUUUAUCGACAAAGUGAUUACAAAAGUGGUUACACCCUUAUACCUAAAAGACUAUAGUAGACACAGCAGUCUACCUACAAAUAAACAGUUCCGUCGUGUUUUUAAUCUUCUUUUCGUGGGAAAAAGAAGAAAUAUCGUCCAGAUAAAAAAAAGUAACAUUGAUCAAUUUCCCAAGUGUGUAUAAAAAUGUUGUA
Messenger RNA from Frieseomelitta varia, 3678 nucleotides. RefSeq names its product rab3 GTPase-activating protein catalytic subunit (gene Rab3GAP1). The record is from RefSeq and is a predicted model, not a curated record. Lineage: Eukaryota; Metazoa; Arthropoda; Insecta; Hymenoptera; Apidae. The transcript has 15 exons. Gene Ontology annotation, biological process: positive regulation of GTPase activity. Bases 606 to 3386 code for a protein of 926 amino acids. Gene Ontology annotation, molecular function: GTPase activator activity.